Molecule: messenger RNA, 1064 nt
Organism: Chondrus crispus (carragheen)
Lineage: Eukaryota; Rhodophyta; Florideophyceae; Gigartinales; Gigartinaceae
Exons: 2
Coding region: 1-915 (304 amino acids)
Cellular component (GO): plasma membrane
Molecular function (GO): 2 iron, 2 sulfur cluster binding; oxidoreductase activity
Source: RefSeq, a predicted model, not a curated record
AUGGUCCAAAAGAUCCACCGCGUAGCCCACGUGUGGCCGUUCUCAGCCUCGCACAUACCCCUUCUCAUAUCCAGCUCCUCCGAUGCCACUAAUCCCCUCAUCCCUCCUCCGAAGCCCCCCCUGCCCUCCCGCCCUGCGCGCCUCUUGCACCAUUUCCCCUUCGCCCCCGCCCUCCUCCCUCUUGAAACGCCUCCCACCCUCCCGCCCAGCGCUCACCCCAACCUGCACCCCAAUCUGCACACCAUGGCCUUCGUCGACUGCGCCCCCGUCCUCGCACGCGGCCAAUUCGCGGGCUCCGCCGUGUCCCCGCUGGCCCCGACCGCGCGCCUGACGCAGGCCGCGCGCCCGUCAAGGAAUGCCGUGCGCAUGGCCGCCGCGGGCGCCGACGAGAUGGUCCCGGACAUGGCCAAGCGUAACACCAUGAACCUUCUGCUCUUCGGCUCCACCUCGGCCGUGGCGCUCGGCAUCCUCGGCCCCUUUGCCUUCUUCUUCGUGCCCCAGUCGAGCGGCGGCGGCGACGGAGGUGUCAUCGCAAAGGACGCUCUCGGCACCAACAUCCAGAAGAAGGCUUACCUCGACUCGCACAAUGGAGGUUCGCGCGAACUCGUCCAGGGCCUUCGCGGAGAUGCCACCUAUCUCAUCGUCACGGAGGAUAAGUCCGAUAUUGAGUAUUAUGCCCUCAACGCUGUGUGCACGCAUCUGGGUUGCGUCGUCCCGUGGAACAAGGCCGAGAAUAAGUUCAUGUGCCCUUGCCAUGGCUCCCAGUACGCGCCCACGGGCGCUGUCGUUCGCGGGCCCGCCCCGUUGCCGCUGGCCUUGGAACGUGUCGAAGAGGACGAAGCCGGCAAUGUCGUCCUCAAGAGCUGGAAAGAGGAGGACUUCCGUACUGGCGGCGAACCGUGGUGGAAGUUCUAAGUCGUCUCGCCUAACACUGCGUCUUUGAAAGCUCUAAUAGUACUUCGCUACGUCACAUCUCUUCUUUCGUACAUUCAAUUCUUGUCUCGGGUUUUUAUUUUGAACAAACGGCCACGGCCCUCAUAAACAACAGAGAAUCGAAAGCUAAA